Molecule: messenger RNA, 1020 nt
Organism: Penicillium roqueforti
Lineage: Eukaryota; Fungi; Ascomycota; Eurotiomycetes; Eurotiales; Aspergillaceae
Exons: 2
Coding region: 1-1020 (339 amino acids)
Biological process (GO): heme biosynthetic process
Cellular component (GO): cytoplasm
Molecular function (GO): hydroxymethylbilane synthase activity
Source: RefSeq, a predicted model, not a curated record
AUGACUACCCCCGCCCCCACCAAAAAGACCUUUACCAUCGGCACCCGCAAAUCUAAACUGGCUCUGCUCCAGACAGAUUUAGUCCUCGAGGCAUUGAAGAAAGCAUUCCCGCAAUAUGAAUAUAAGGUAUUCUCCAAGGAGACAACCGGUGACCUGAACACCACUAUCGCACUACGGGAUUUCACCACCAAGAACCUGUGGACGGAGGAAUUGGAGGAAUUGAUGAUCAACGGACAGGUCGAUCUUAUCGUCCACUCGCUGAAAGAUGUCCCCACUACUCUCCCCUCUUCCUGCAAGCUAGGCCCGACUAUGCCCCGCGAAGAUAGCAGGGAUGUACUUGUGGUGAAACAAGGGUUGCCAUACAAAAGUCUUUCCGAGAUCCCCGCCGGGUCCGUAGUUGGAACCUCGUCCAUCCGCCGCACAGCACAGUUGGCCCAGAAAUACCCCCACCUGAAAGUCCAGGAUGUCCGUGGUAACAUCGGCACUCGCCUAUCAAAGCUAGAUGCUGAAGAUAGCCCGUACACAUGUGUCAUUCUUGCCGCUGCUGGUCUGCUGCGUCUUGAUUUGACGGAUCGUAUCACCCAAUAUUUGGACUCCAAAAACAGCGGCAUGCUCUAUGCUGUCGGACAGGGUGCCCUUGGCAUCGAAAUUCGCAAGGAAGACGCUGUUUUGCAGAAUAUGUUGGACACGAUUGGUGAUCAAGAUACCACAUUCUCGGUCUUGGCUGAGCGCAGUCUUUUGCGGACUCUUGAGGGAGGCUGCAGUGCCCCGCUAGGCGUUGAAACCGAAUGGGUCCAAAAUGCGCAGGGUGCCAAGCAGUUGCGAAUGCGGUCUGUGGUCGUCAGUGUCGAUGGCAAAGAAUGUGCUCAGGUAGAAUUGGAAGCCGACGUCACCUCUGCUGAAAGUGCUGAGGCCUUCGGCGUCACCGUAGCCAAGGCCCUGGUCGCCGACGGCGCUGGAGACAUUCUCGAGGCUAUCCAACAGAACAAGGCCAAGGAGACUGUUUCCACUGCAGUCUGA